Aspergillus aculeatus ATCC 16872 is the source of this 1131-nucleotide messenger RNA. RefSeq lists its product as uncharacterized. The record is from RefSeq and is a predicted model, not a curated record. The transcript has a single exon. Bases 160 to 960 code for a protein of 266 amino acids. NCBI's taxonomy places the organism in Eukaryota, Fungi, Ascomycota, Eurotiomycetes, Eurotiales, Aspergillaceae.
CGAUGAGUACGCCCUUGCUGCUGCAUUAUUCCCAAGAAAGGUUCUUAAGUACCACCUUCUCUGCACCCGUAAUAAAAACGCCUUGAUUACUCUAGUCACUUCAUCCAAUUCACAUCCACGAGCUCUCAGCCAGUAUACAUCUAUCGUGUACCGCUCAUUAUGGCCGCUAUCGUGGGCUUCCCAACCCAGUCAGAGCCAAAUAUAAUCCCCGACUACGAGGUCAGGCUCUUGCUCAAUCCGACAGCGGUUCUUGGCCCUGAACAUGAGCUAACGAGUACUGUUUUAUCGGCCUUCCAUAUUGCCCCGACUGUCACUAGGAUGAAUGUCCAGUUCCUCGACAACGGCUCCAAGGAGAUCUAUCUCGCCGGCUGGAGCACCCGUAUCCGCAAGACCGAAAACGAGAACGACUUCGAGUUGACGUACAAGAAGCGGUAUCCCGUCGUGGGAGGCGAUGUUGUUGCCGCUCUUACUGUGGCUAAUAGAGAUGGUUUCAACGCCAGUAGCACAAAAUAUAAGGCGCAAGUGGAAUGGGGUUACCAGAAGCAGACACUUUCUAUCAGCCGCAAGAAAACCGCAACGGAUACCAGGGCUAGCGGAAUUGACCUACCGGAUAUCACCAACUCCCGUAAAAUGCUGAUCGAUGAGGCGCCGGAUAAAUUCGACAACUUUGAGAGCAACAAAUGGGGCACCGCCGCGUUAGCUGUGUCGCGCAUCUUUGGGCCAGUCCUCGUCAGGCGCUCCACCGGCUUAUGGAAAGCAAUGCAGCUAUACCUCGAGAUCUGGCCGAUCUUGAACUCCACAGGCACAGGAAUCGAGUACAUCGUUGAGGCUUCUUUCAAAACAACGAGUCGAAUCACAGCCUCGGUUGAGCAGGCAGACUUAGCUGCCUAUUUGGAGAGCCAGGGCUGGCUGCUCGUGCAGGACUCGCUAAAGACACAGCUCAUUAUGGAGCGCUACUAAUGUGGCGUGUUUGUGGGUCAGAGAUCCUCUGUAUUGAAUUUAUACAAGAAUCAUGCCUGAAAUCAUUAUGUGCUCUACUCACGAAGGAAUACAUAUGCGACUCCCGGAAGAACUCUAAAUAUAGACCAAUGAAUCUUAGCGUAAGGGGCAGAAAAGAAUCGAAGAGUGGGG